Molecule: messenger RNA, 2337 nt
Organism: Rotaria sp. Silwood1
Lineage: Eukaryota; Metazoa; Rotifera; Eurotatoria; Philodinida; Philodinidae
Source: the annotation of a GenBank genome assembly
AUGUUAAUUUAUGAUUGUAUAUUAUUAUUUAUUCUUAUAAAAACUAGUUUAUUAACAACAUUAACAAAAACUUAUCCAACAAUUGAUCUAAAAGAAAAUAUUCCAAUAAAUACAAAUAUUUUACAAUUAACAAAAGAAGUAAAAAAUUUGAAAUUAAUUUUAUUAAAUUUAGGUGGAUUUGAAACAAAUUUAUUUUCAAUAAAUAAUGAAAAUUUAUUUACAAUAAAUGAAAUUGAUCGUGAAAAAUUAUUAGGUGAAAAAAGAUGUUUUGAUCGUUCAUAUUGUUUAAUUGAACUUCAUAUACUUGUUAAUGAUGGUGAACAAUAUUGGGUUAUACCAAUACAUAUUAUUGAUGAAAAUGAUAAUAAACCAGAAUUUAAAAAUUCUUCAAUAGAAUUAAAAUUUCAUGAAAAUAUAUUUGGUGGAUAUAAAAUAUUAUUUGAAGGUGCAAAAGAUUUGGAUGAAGGUUUAAAUGGUAAAAUUCGUUAUAUACUUGAUUGUUCAAUAAAAAAAGAAAAACUAUUAAUAAAAGAAAAUAAAAAUAAAUCAUUAAUAAAUUGUUAUCCAUUAUUUGAAUUUGAAAUAUUAUCCCAAUCAUCAUUAUUAAAUCAAUAUGAUCAAUUAGCAUUAAAAUUUAUUUCACCAUUAUUAUCAAAUGAAUAUAUUGAAAAUGAAUAUAAUUUAAUAUUAUAUGCAAUUGAUUAUGGUUUAUAUGAUAAAGAAUUAUUUAAUUCAAUGAAUAUAAAUAUAAAAAUAGAAAAAAUAUUAAAAAAACCAAAAUUUUUAUUAUCUGAAUAUGAAUUUAUAAUAAAAAUAAAUUCUUCAAUUAAAAAUGGAACUAUUUUAGGUUAUGUUAAUGCACAAUCAAAUGAUAAAAAAAAUAAAAUUUUAUAUAAAUUAAUAAAUAAAACAAAUUUUAUUGAAAUAAAUUCUUUAACAGGUCAAUUAUAUUUAUCAAAUGAAAAUUUUAUUAAUAUUAAUAAUUUUAAUAAUUAUAUUGAAUUAUUAAUUGAAGGUUUUUAUUUAAAUAAUGAAAAUAUAAAAUCUUUUACUAAAGUUAAAUUAUUUUUUCGUUCAUUUAAUUAUAUUAAUAAUAUAUCAUAUCAUUUUAAUAUUAAAUCAUUAUUUAUUCAACAAUUAAAUAAUUCAAAUACUUUUUUUAUUUAUAAAAAUAUAUCAAUAAAUGAAAUAUUAUUUCAAUUAAAUAUUUUAUCUUAUUAUUAUCCAUAUGAUAAAUAUAUUCUUUCACUUGAGAAUUAUUAUUCAACAUUUUCACUUCUCUCUUCUUCUUCUUCUUCUUCUUCAAUAAAUAAUUUUAUAUUAAAAACUUCAAAUUAUCUUAUGUCAAAUUUAAUUUAUUUAUUAAAUAUUCGAAUAAAACAUGAAUUAACUCAACAAUGGUUAUUAACAAAUAUAACAAUACAAUUUAUUGUUAUUGAUCAAUUAACAACUACUUCUAAUCUUAUUCAAUCAUCUUCAUCUUCAUCUUCACUUAAUAUUUGUUUACAAAAUUCAACUUAUUUUCUAUAUGAUAUUUAUAAUAAAAAUCAGAUUGGACAAUUAAAAGUAAUUCAAACUAAUUUACAUAUUUCAUUUUUUUCGAAUUUUAUAAUUUUACUUAAUCAAAAUGAAAUAAUUAUUAAUCAAUGUCGAAUGUUAAUUAAUGAAUUUGAUUUAAAUUAUAUAAAUAAAACUCAAUAUGAAUUAUGUUCAUAUAAUUAUUAUUGUUUUAAUAUUACAAUAAUUAAUCAACAAUUUUCUUUGUUUUCUACAAAAAGUAAAACUAAAAAUUUUAUUUUUAAAUCAAUUUUAUCACCUCGACCUAUUGAAAUAACAAUAUUUGCUUUUUCACUUGUAUUUAUUUUGGCAACAAUAACAUUAAUAUUAAUUAUUUGUCGACUAAAAGGUUUUCGUUUAUGUUUAACAAUAAAAAAUUAUUUAUUUUAUGGAAAAAAAUAUGGUUUAAACAAUGCUCAACGUCUUUCAUCAACAAAAAUGACACAAGGAGUUCAUUCGAUUGUUGUUCGGGAAUCUCGAUCACCUUCUUUUGAACGUGUCAAAGCUAAACCAUAUAUGUAUAACAUUAAUCAAGUUAGUGAACAAGACACAAUCUCAUCAAUGAGUAUAUAUCCUCAAUUAUCUCAUCCUCCUCCACCAAUAUCAUUAUCUUGUGCAUCAUCACUUCAACAGGAAGAACAAACAAUGUCAAAUGUUGAUAAUGAGAUAACACCUCGAACAUCAUCAUCCUCAUCAUAUCUACAAGAGACAAAACAAUUAAUAGAUAUCAUUUCUAUAAGUCAGGAUUUACAUAUAUCAACGUUAGCUUCUGAAGUUUAA